CGGGGCUUCGGUUUCCUCGGCAACGGCGGCGGCGGCGCGCGGGCCCGGCCGGCGCCUCCCGGGCCCAGGUGAUCCCUGUGACUCCCAGCCACAGCCAUGGGGUUGUUUGACAAGCUGGCAGGAUGGCUUGGGCUGAAGAAAAAGGAGGUUCACGUCUUGUGCCUUGGCUUGGACAACAGCGGCAAAACGACGAUCAUCAAUAAACUUAAACCUUCAAAUGCUCAAACUCAGGACAUUGUUCCAACAAUAGGAUUCAGUAUAGAGAAAUUCAAAACUUCAAGUUUGUCUUUCACAGUGUUUGAUAUGUCAGGCCAGGGGAAAUACAGAGACCUCUGGGAACACUACUACAAAGAAGGCCAAGCCAUUAUUUUUGUCAUUGAUAGCAGUGACAAAUUACGAAUGGUUGUGGCCAAAGAAGAGCUUGACACCCUUCUGAAUCAUCCAGACAUUAAGCACCGCCGGCUGCCUAUUCUCUUCUUUGCUAACAAGAUGGACCUCAGGGAUGCAGUGUCAUCUGUGAAAGUGUCUCAGUUGCUGUCCUUAGAAAACAUCAAAGACAAGCCCUGGCACAUCUGUGCCAGUGAUGCUCUUAAAGGAGAAGGAUUACAAGAAGGUGUGGAUUGGCUCCAAGGUCAGAUGCAAGCAAUGAAGACAUGAGAGAUAAAUAAAGGAUCUAUGGGGUUCUUUUACACCCUUUGUCAGUAGGUGAAGAACAAGUUCCUUGGAAAGGAAGAAUGAUUUGAAGAAGAUGAACAGUUCAGCUAAAAUAUCCUGUAUUGACUUGUUUCAGUUUAGUAUCUCUUCCAGGAAAACUGAAUGUAGACAACCUAGCACCUCAGGUAUGCACAUUGAUGAAUUAAAUUGAAUCUUGUGACUGGAGAGCCUCUAAAAAAUAUUUGUGUUAACAAUAAACAUCUGCAUUCAUUUGAGGUUUGGGUGAUAAUUAGCCAUCAGUAAAUGCCCCUCUGUUUUUUGGGGGGACACCUUACAUUUUGAGCAAAUGGAAAUAUUUAUUUUCCAGAGAAAGAAUAAUCAGCACUUUGUGAAAUCCAUCUACAGAAGAUACCUACUGAUUUUAGAUGCCCAGUUUUAGGCAUUACUGCCAUUUUUUUAUAUUAAAGUUUGAUGUUGGGUUUUUAUUAUCCAUCUCUAAUAUACUUCUAUAAAAGUAUUUUGAUUAAAGAUAUAAGGAUUCAAAUGUUCAUUGUAUUUGUUAUAGAUGAUUGCAGAUGUUUUUAAGAAAUUGCUUUUAAUGAAAUGUUACUAAUUGUUUUUGUGAUUAUGUCAUGGUUAUAUUUGCAUUCCCAUCAAUAAAACUUCAAAUAUAUGACAUGCCCUGAUUGGGUUUUUUAACUUCAGUAUGCUCAUUAAUGGUCUUUAUAUCCUAGAGAUUUUUGGGGGUUUAUUUUUAUUUGUUUCAUUUGGAAUGUGUUUAUCCAUAUUCAAGUGCAUAUAGCACUGUAUAUGUAAUAAAAUGGUAU
Pyrgilauda ruficollis (rufous-necked snowfinch) is the source of this 1481-nucleotide messenger RNA. It is a transcript of the gene ARL6, whose product is annotated as ADP ribosylation factor like GTPase 6. The record is from RefSeq and is a predicted model, not a curated record. Gene Ontology annotation, molecular function: GTPase activity; GTP binding. Gene Ontology annotation, cellular component: axoneme; cytoplasm. The coding region runs from base 97 to 657 and encodes 186 amino acids. Lineage: Eukaryota; Metazoa; Chordata; Aves; Passeriformes; Passeridae. Gene Ontology annotation, biological process: vesicle-mediated transport; intracellular protein transport; protein localization to cilium. The transcript is spliced from 8 exons.